AUGUCUGCUCAAGAGAUCGAAGAAUUAAGAAGAUCUCUUGAAAUUUUAGAUGAAAAUUCAAUUGAAGGGGUUAAGCAAAAAGCAGAAGAGCUAAUAGUUGUGCUUAUAACGAGCUUUUUGGAGAGCUUAGAAAUGAAAGAAGUUGCUGAUUAUUUUUUACACAUUUUACGACAACUGAUUUUGCAUGUGAAAGACAAUGUUUUACCUAAAAUGAAGGAAGAUCCUGAUUUUUCAAAUGGGCUAUAUAGAUAUUUACUUGAGUCAAAAAGCUUGUCAGGAGAUGCUCUAGGUUGUUUAGGCGAGAUUUUUAGUCUGGAAUUAAUUAAUGAUUGUCAAAGCAUAGAGGAAAUUACAAAUAAGCUGCUUGAUUCUUUGGAGACUUCAGAAGAAUCUCAGUACAAUAGCAUAAUUGAUUUAUUAGUGGUUAUAGCUACUGAAUCGCCUCUGAAUUUUCUUAAUCAAUGCUCAUCCCAUAGGAACUCAAGAUAUUUUGGAGAAGAACUUCUUCAGUUACUUAAUAGGAGUACUGACUCCUCCCCCUCCGUGAGUGAACAAAACCAUUAGAAAAAAUUGCCAUUUUUUGCCCAAAAACCCACCUCCGUGAGUGAACAAGAAUUUUUUUAAUAGAAAACAUUUUUUAUGGAAAAAAAUUUUGAUAUAUAAAUGAUAAUUAGUAUAAUGAAAUCUAGAGCUAAUUCUGUUUAAUUUUAAACGAAUUGCAUUUUUAAAACAUAAAUUUUAUAAAUUAAAUUAAUAUUUGCUUUCCAAUUUUUGCGAAUUAGGAUUCUUUUAAAUUUCGGAAAAAAAAUUUUUUAUAAAAUUUAUAUAUAAAUUUUUUAAAAAAACAAAAAAUUAACCCCCUCCGUGAGUGAGCAAAAUUGUUUUGUUCACUCACGGAGGGGGGGGAGUGAGAGUUUAAUGGUGAAAUAUCUAAAUUGCAUUCAAGGGCUAAUAGAGCAUCAAGUGUCCUUUUUUUAUUCCAAUGAUUUGAAAAUUCUCUGCGAUAUUAUUAUACAAGGACUUGAAAAUACUUCUGACUUAUCUUUAAGAAAAAAAUUGUUAGAUACAUAUGAUGCACUGGAAAUUAAUGAAGAUUUCUUGUCAUUGAAUCAUAGAGUUGAAGAAGCAAAAGAGAUUGCUGACUUGGCCAGGCAGUCUUUAGGUGAAGCCGAAAAAGUCAAAAGACAAAGUAUAAUUGAAACCUUAAUUAAUGGUUAA
Messenger RNA from Blepharisma stoltei, 1218 nucleotides. NCBI's taxonomy places the organism in Eukaryota, Ciliophora, Heterotrichea, Heterotrichida, Blepharismidae. The record is from the annotation of a GenBank genome assembly.